This is a messenger RNA of Paramisgurnus dabryanus, 4042 nucleotides long. RefSeq names its product inactive dipeptidyl peptidase 10-like. The record is from RefSeq and is a predicted model, not a curated record. Lineage: Eukaryota; Metazoa; Chordata; Actinopteri; Cypriniformes; Cobitidae. Gene Ontology annotation, cellular component: plasma membrane; voltage-gated potassium channel complex. Gene Ontology annotation, molecular function: potassium channel regulator activity; serine-type peptidase activity. Gene Ontology annotation, biological process: proteolysis; regulation of potassium ion transmembrane transport.
AAAUAUGCAUCUGAAUCGUCUUUCUGAAGCAGCACCAUGGACAGCGUCUAUAAAUGAGCUCUUGCUGGAAAUAAACACGCUUUAACCCAUCCCAUAAUACGGCUGUUUGAAUUCAUCUGAUGUCCAUCACAUUUGGGUUCUCGAAAGCUCAUUUAUUUGGUAACUGUUAUUGUUACAGGCUUACACGUCAUCGCGCGACUUUCUCCGCCCCUCGAGCGCAGCAUCCGUCUGAGCUUCGCGUUGGUUUUUCAUCUAUUUCUCCUGGCAGUUGAAUUUAGGCAGAAAUCCGAAAUCAGAACAAUCGAUGAGAAGAAUCGAUCAGGUUGAACACGCGCAGCUGCAGUGGAAUGCCUGAAACGGUCUGCGCGCUCGUCAGCGUAAAAGGACGGAGAUCACGCGUCCAGAUUUAACGAUUCUGCAGUCAGGUUAGGAGGAAGACGCGUUCGGAUUUGGGGUUUCGGAAAUUAUUUGCAGCGGGAUUUAAACCAUGACGGCCACUAAAGAGCAGCAGAACCAGAGAGGGAAUCCGCAAGACGAGGAUCUGGGUGGCAUGAGUCCUCCUCAGAGGAACUGGAAGGGAAUUGCAAUCGCUUUGCUGGUCAUACUGGUGGUCUGUUCCCUUAUCACAAUGUCUGUGAUACUUCUCACUCCAGAUGACAAGUUACCGGGUAGAGACACCAAGUUAACUGUGGAGGACCUUUUCAGCAGUGAUUUCUUUGUGCAUGACCCUGAAGCUCGUUGGAUCAAUGAAUCUGAAGUUAUAUACAGAAACCACCACGGACAUGUGAUCAAGUUAAACAUCCUGACCAACGAAACAAAGAUUUUGCUGAAGAACACAACUUUUGAUGCUUUUAAAGCCACCAGAUUCUCCAUCAGCCCUGACAUGAAAUAUGUACUGUUCGCCUACAAUGUCAAACAGGUUUACCGACAUUCAUUCACAGCAUCCUACAUUAUUUACAACAUUCAGACCAGAGAGGUUAGUGAGCUGGAUCCUCCAGAGGUGAUGAACUCUAAACUGCAGCACGCUGCAUGGGGUGUCCAGGGUCAACAGCUGGUGUACAUAUUUGAGAAUAAUAUUUAUUAUCAGUCGGACGUAAGGAGUAACUCGCUGAGACUGACCUCAUCAGGGAAAGAGGGUGUCGUCUAUAACGGGAUUGCUGAUUGGCUGUAUGAAGAGGAGAUCCUGCAUACUCAUGUAGCACACUGGUGGUCACCUGACGGUGAACGCUUGGCAUUUCUGGUCCUUAAUGACAGCCUGGUGCCAAACAUGUUGUUGCCUACAUUCACAGGGUCUACUUACCCAAAAGGCAAACAUUACCCGUACCCGAAGGCUGGACAGCUCAAUCCCAUGGUGAAACUGUUUGUAGUCAAUCUCUAUGGACCAACACACACUCUUGAACUGACUCCACCUGAUGAGCUCAAACUGCGGGAGCACUACGUAGUGAUGGUGAAGUGGAUUAGUAAAACUAAGACAGCUGUGCGCUGGUUAAACCGGGCACAGAACGUCUCUGUUCUAACCGUAUGUGACUCUACCACAGGAGCAUGCAUCAAGAGACACGAGGAGACAUCAGACCUUUGGCUCUCCAAUCAAAACCAGGAACCUUUCUUCUCAUGGGACAGCAGCCGAUUUUUCCUGACUGUUCCGGUGAAACAGGGAGGUCGUGGAGACUUUCAACACAUAGCAAUGUUCACCUCUCAGGUGCGAGCGGAUCAGAAUGAAGUGCGACAUCUGACAUCGGGUAACUGGGAAGUGACACAGAUUUUGGCUUAUAAUCAGAAUGCGCACACCAUAUAUUUCCUAAGCACUGAGGGUUCGCCCCGACACAGACAUCUCUUCAGUGUGUCAACAGUGGGGUUGUUUCCAAGACGAUGUUUGACCUGCAAUAAUGAAUGGAAUAAAGCUAAUUGCACGUUCUUUAGUGCGGUUUUCAGCUCCAGUAAUCAGCACGUCAUACUCCACUGCAAAGGUCCAGGAGCCCCAGCUGUGAUCCUAUAUACUUUAAAGACUGGCAAUUAUUACAUUCUGGAGAAUAACUCAGUGCUCACAGCUGCUCUCGGAUACAAAAGAAUCCAGGUGACGGAGUACGGAAGCAUCCAGACUGAACACUUUGAGUUACCGCUGAAGAUAACGUAUCCACUCGACUUCUCUGAGUCUCGUAAUUACGCACUUCUUCUGAUGAUUGACAGCGCCCCUGGUGGCCAGCAGGUGAAUGAGCAGUAUUUACUUGACUGGGACUCAGUGCUGGUCAGCUCGGACAGCAUUAUUGUAGCUCGUCUGGAUGGCAGGGGGAGCGGAUUCCUGGGUCAGAAGGUUUUACAGGAAGUCCACAAGCGUCUGGGAGUUGUGGAACUUCAGGAUCAUCUGGCUGCUGUUGAGUACCUACUGAAACUGCCCUACAUUGACCGAUCCAGGAUAGGUGUGUUUGGUCGGGAUUUUGGGGGAAAUGUUGCACUUAUGCUUAUUAAAUCUACCGAGAAUGUGUUUCACUGUGCGGCGGCAAUGUCACCUGUCACAGACUGGACUUUGUAUGCUUCUGCAUUCUCUGAGCGCUAUCUGGGAUCUCCUCUUCAGGAGGACAGCAGAUAUCAGUUUUCCAGUGUGCUGCAAAAUCCACAGGGCUUUAGAGAUCAAACGCUGAUGUUGCUGCAUGCUACUGCAGAUGCAAACAUUCACUUUCAGCACACGGCUGAGCUUAUUAGGAACCUUGUGAAGGUUGGAGCUAACUACACUCUACAGAUUUAUCCAGAUGAGGGUCACUUCCUGUCCAAGAGUAGCAGGCGGCACAUGGCAGCAACACUCAGCAGCUACUUCAGAUCCUGUUUGCAGGAGGAAAUGCUUCCAGUCAGUGAGGAAGAGGAGGAGGAAGAAGAAUGAAGAUCAUAUGCAGACACGCACACACACGCUCACACACACACACACACACACACACACACACACACACACACACACACACACACACACACACACACACACACACACCAAAAACGUGUGAGGCCUACUGCUCUGAGAGAGUGUGUAAAUGUGUGUUAAUGCAUGUAUCUGUUUUAUGAUGGAUGUAUGCAUUAGAGAUGUGAGUGUGUGUGUAUUUCUAUGUACCUGGCUAUUGGAUUUUUAUUGCUGGAAAUGGACUGAAAUGGCAAGGCACAAAUGGAAUAUUUCACUUAGCAGAAAUCACCAAGAUCUUCAAGUGGACUAGGCUGAUCGGAUUGGCUCAUCCACAUCACAGCUCCUCCAAUCAGCCAUUGCAUGUCUUCUUUCUUUGCUUCACUCUCCGUCUAUCUGUAUGCCGUAUCCUUUAGAAAGAGCACGGCAUUCAGAUAUAGUUACGCUACAAGAAAGACUCACUGUCUCCAUGACAACGCUUACUGGGAAGAACUGCUAUUUCACUCAGCAAAACCUCAAGGAUCUGCUUAAAGACAUGCAGAGCUCAAGGGCACACAUGCAUAACGCUCUGAUAUGUAUGUCCAGUAGAUUCUGGGUUGUUGGUGUAUAUUGUACUGAAGAGUGUGAUCAGAUCUCAUGUUAGCUUAGAUUACAGGGCAGAUCCAAUAACAGAAUGUUUUAAUUCAUUUUUCUGUCUCUGAAAGCUUUUGUAUAGCUUAUUGUUUAGUUUUGGUGUUGGGUGUUGGGUUGUGGUGGGAGUUGGGUUGAUAGUUAUUGUCUUCUAGUUGACAUUUAUGACUAUAAAUAAACAAGUAGUCAAACCUUACACGGGCUUAGCAGAGACUGUUUAAAAGGUGAGUCACUUAGAAAAGCAGAUCUGUUGUUGUAAAGUCAUAGUAAGAUAUUGUUAGUGUCUGAACAUGCAAAUCUUUAGAAUCCCAAGUAGUAGAGAACUUUUCCUUUGGGAUCAAAGUUUUGUUGCCAUACUGUCUCAAGCAGUUUUUGAAAUUUGGUUUCAAUUAACUGUAUGAAAAUGUAGGGUAUUAACCCUAACUCACACAAACUUAAACACUUGCUUCAGGUAUUCAAAAGUAGCUGUGCAUGUGUAAAUUUGAUUUUUUUUUGCAAGCAACAAACAGUAUACAGUGGUUUGAAAAA